AUGUCCGCGCUGAUUCCACCCGCGGACGGUCAAUUACCGGCAUCUGUGCCGCCGGUCCAUCGCAGAAAGCGGCUCAAGAUUGACGUUGCGUGCGAUCGCUGUCGGAGUCGCAAGGUCAAGUGUGACGGCGUCCGGCCAGCAUGUGGUCAUUGUUCGCGCAAGUUGGACCAGCGCGACAAAUGUCACUAUGGCGGCAGCUCCAAUGUCUCUCCACCACCCAACAGCGCAAACGCGGCAUCACUGCCCGCCCACAACAAGGCGGCCAUCAGCAACGAUUCUGAGCCAGCGAGAAUCACCGCCCAUAGGUUGAACAAUGGCGCAGGCCGGCCCUUGCGCGGUGCUCUUCCUCCCGUCCAUAGGCCCAUUGAAGCAAGGCCGGCUCCGACCAGCUCGGACUUCGCCCAGCCGCAUUCAUCGCUACAGGCAGGAGAAGCCAGACCCGCGCAUACUGCUGAUUCCAUGACGGCCAUUGGUGACGAGACCACAACCGAGUUUUUUGGCAGCAGCAGCGCUGGCUCAUUCACCGCCCAGAUUAAGGCCGCUGUCGACUCCCGUCUGGGCCGCUCGCCCAACAGCCACCCCGCCGGGACUCAAGGACCGGGGCACUUGCCAACGGCUCAGCUGGCUUUCAAACGUCGCCAUGACCCCAAAAACGCCCUCUUGCCUACGCGCAGGCUCGCCGACGAGCUGAUGCGAACAUACUGGCUCUAUAUUGACCCGCUGUACCCGUUUCUCAACAAAAGACACUGGGACGACUGCUACACUCGCUUGUUCGCUGGCGAGCCUCUCGACACAGACGAGCCUGUCUUCCUGGCGUCUUUGAAUAUUGUUUUUGCGCUCUCGACUCAACUACACGAAGGCCAGGAUGCUACGGUCCGCAACGACACGAGCCAGGACUACUUUCAGCGGGCGCAGGAUCUUGUGCAACUCACGAUAUGGGAUCCGGGCAGCCUCCAAGUGGUCCAGUACUUGUUAAUCACAAGCCAAUACUUGCAGUCGACCAACUCGCCGCACCAAACCUGGAUGGUGGUAGGCCUUGCGGUCCGUACAGCCCAGAGUCUGGGAUUGCACUUGCCCGAGACUUCAGCCGCCAAAGCAUCCACGACCGACAGGGAACUCUAUCGCAAGCUAUGGUACGGGUGUGUUUUGAUGGAUAGAAUGGUCGCGCUCACCCACGGACGUCCAGCAAUGAUAUCCGCUGAGCUUGCCAGCAGCGUCCCCUUACCAGCUCUCGCGGAAGAGGGUUCGCAGACACCAGAGGACUCCACAGACGUCGCAUUCUUCGUCAAGUCCGUCGAGCUCUAUGAAAUCAACCAAAAAUUAGUCGAGACAUUAUAUUCCGGUCCCACUCAACGCGCACAACGCUUGAAGCCAGGCCAGCGAGCCGUCAGCGACUUGGCCAACAUUGUCCAAAUUGACGGCGACAUGUCGGACUGGGAGCAGAGUCUUCCGAAGCAGCUGCAGCAGCACACCUUGGGGACAAUCGCGGCACGUCCCAGCAUCAUUCUCCGUCUGCGCUUCCUGCACGCGAGGAUCCUGCUCCUCCGCCCUAUUCUCAGCUUGGUAUGCUUGCCUCAUGCAGCGACGGAAUCCGACACGGAGCGGCUCGCGAGCAGGCUGCACAAGCAAUGCGCGCUCGAAUGCGUCGCCACAGCGAGAGCCACGAUCCGCACAUUCUUCCAUCACCAAGUCUCCGACGGCACCGUGGGCCUGUUGCCUGCCUGGUGGUACCGCUUGUAUUACCUCUUCUCAGCGUCGACGGUGCUGAUUGCCGCUAAACUGCGCCCGGACGUCUUCCCGGCCGACGACAUCAACCAGUCCUGGGAGCAAGCAAUCCACGUCUUCGAGACACUCCAGCACGUCAGCCAGUCAGCGCAGAAAUGUGUCACUGCGCUUCGAAUCUUGUCGACCAAGAUUCUGUCGAGCAUAGGUGGCGUGCCGCAGCCGGAUACGGAGCCCCAGGAAGCGUCGGCAAUAGACACGCCGAAAAUAAGCUACGACUUCCCGUCGAACGCCGGUGCUCAGAAGAUGAUGGACGGAUUCGACUUCAACUUCAACUUUGACGAUAUUAAUUUUGAUGUCGAGGUUGAGAAUUACGCGUGGCUGAACGAAGUGACCUCGUGGAACUUGUUAAGUGGAUGA
This is a messenger RNA of Cordyceps militaris CM01, 2142 nucleotides long. Its product is annotated as Fungal specific transcription factor. The coding region runs from base 1 to 2142 and encodes 713 amino acids. The transcript is spliced from 3 exons. Gene Ontology annotation, biological process: DNA-templated transcription; positive regulation of transcription from RNA polymerase II promoter by galactose. Lineage: Eukaryota; Fungi; Ascomycota; Sordariomycetes; Hypocreales; Cordycipitaceae. Gene Ontology annotation, molecular function: DNA-binding transcription factor activity, RNA polymerase II-specific; RNA polymerase II cis-regulatory region sequence-specific DNA binding; zinc ion binding. The record is from RefSeq and is a predicted model, not a curated record. Gene Ontology annotation, cellular component: nucleus.